Prorocentrum cordatum is the source of this 3468-nucleotide messenger RNA. The record is from the annotation of a GenBank genome assembly. Lineage: Eukaryota; Dinophyceae; Prorocentrales; Prorocentraceae.
AUGGACCAGAUCUACUUCGAGAUCGGCGAGGACACCGUCAACCUGACCAAGACCAAGCGCGCGGAUCUCAUGGAGGUGUGCGGCCCGAACGAGUCGUCGCUCGGCAAGGCGGUGGAGGCGCAGCAUGGCCAGGUGAUACGGUGUGGGCUCUUCAACGGCUAUGACAUGGGCACGGCCACAGGCGUCCGCAGGGCCAUACAUCUACUUCGAAUGGCACGACCUCGACGUUUGGUGUUCAGCCCCCCGUGCACCGCAGACUGUCCCUUCCAGAACCUGAACCAGAAGACGGAGGCCCAGAGGAAGCAGCUCUCGGACAAGAUCCGACAGGCGCGCAGGAUCCAACGGGGGUGCCUGGCCCUGAACGAGGAGGCGAAGAAGAUCGUGGACUGCCACAUUGAGUUAGAGCAGCCCUGGAACAGCCACAGCUGGUCGAGGUCACCCUCCAUUAAGAAGAUGCGGUCAGAGAUGUACGAGACGAUCAUCCAUGGGUGUGCCUACGGACUUCGUGACGAGAGGUCAGGACUCUUGGUGAAGAAGGCAUGGCGAGUAUGCUCUACCGACCCCGACUUUGGAGCGAAGGUGGGCCGGCUCUGCAGCAACCGAACGGGACGAGGAGAUAAUCACCUACAUCGUGCCAUCGAGGACGGACAUCUGGUGGCUCAGACAGCCUACUAUCCUCCGGCCAUGUGCCGAGCCUGGGCCAAGCACAUCCUUAAGAAGAACAUGACCUCCCAGUACGGCAAGGAGAUCUACGCGGGCCUGGAACAGAUUCCAGAAGAGGACGACGUCGAGACGUCGGGCGAGCUAGGGGAGCUGAACACGGAGGAGGACAUCGAGAUGGAGACCGCCGAGGCUUCCCUCAAAGGCCUGGGCGUCAAGACGGAGCUGUCGAAGAAGGAGGUCUCAGAGAUCGAGCAGAGACUCGCGCGACUUCAUCGCAAUCUGGGACAUCCCAGCAACAAGACACUCUACAAUAUUCAAGGCGUGGAGAUUCCGGGCGUGCUCGAAGUCCUCGCCACGGACGGACUGGAGUUGCUCUCACCUCAGCAGACCUCCCACAUCAUGACCCUGAACCUCGACGAGGGGUCCGGCCUCACCAGCGUCACCUACCACGGGCAGAAGGGCGAGCGCAGCGGCAACCGGUCAGCCAUCGAGGUGAUCUCUACGUGGGAAUCGUGGUGCAGCCACUACCGUCAACCUGCCCUCCUUCGCAUGGACCCAGAAGGGUGCCACUGCUCUCAGAUAGUCGCGAAGUGGGCAUCCGACCAUGGGGUCGAGAUAUGGAUCGCACCUGGGGAGGCGCACUGGCUCAUGGGCAAGGUGGAACGUCGCAUACAGCUCUUCAAGCGCCUCAUGACGAAGAUGGCCACCCACGACCCCGAGUGCAGCACGCAGGAGCUGGUGGGAAAUCACUCCCCAUUCGAGCACGUGCUGGGCGUCACAGGGAUGGCCCCCACGAGUAACCCCUUCGCCAUCAUCGACGGGGACACCGGCGAGACGCAGGAGCAGAGGCGACUUCUGGCCCGCCAGAGCUACCUCGAGUGCGAGUAUGCAGAACGGCGACGCCAUGCCGAGCAAGCCAGGAACCGGAUCUACCAGACCUGGGAGGCCGGCGACCUCGUGCACUUCUGGCGCGACGGCAAAGGACGGGAGAACCGACCUGGCAAGACAGGAGGGUGGUACGGACCUGCACGAGUGCUUGUUCAGGAAAAACGGCAUAUCGACGGCCGCACUCGGGUGACCUCGGUCGUCUGGAUCGCCCACGGGAACACGUUGAUCAGGUGCGCGCCCGAGCAUCUACGACCAGCCUCCGAGACAGAGAAGAUGCUGACCGAGCUCAAGAAGCAGGCCUCCCUCGGUAAGACCAUGACAGAGAUCCUGGAGACCGCCAAGGCUGGGACGUUCGAGGACCUGGUGGAGCAGCGCCGCCCAGACCUCACAGCAUACGAGCCCCCGAGGACCACCGAGGCAUUCCAACCAGGUCUAUGGCUCAACCAGAAGCAGAACCAGGCGAACCCUCCGAAGACGCUCAGGACCAGGAGAUGGCACCACCCGCAGGAGCAGAGAUACCUCAGCAGCCUCCGCCAGUGGACCUACCUCCAGCUGAAGCACCAGCCUCUGAGGCCGCCGGAGAAGCGUCGGAAGGACAACAACGACAUGGACGAGAGCGAGCUCUGGGCGGACCUCCAGAAGGACGACCUGGACAUUCUCCUGGGGAUAGACGAGCACCAGACAACAUAUUUCGAGCACAUCAAGAGCGAGGGGGCCGACAGGAGCGUCGACAAUCGGAUGAUGCAGGCAGUUCUCAACAGCUUCGUCGCCAACCAGCGCCGGAAGGACAAGCUCGAGCUCUCAUGGUCCAAGUUGAACACAUCCGAGAGGGCAGAGUUCGAAGUGGCCAUCUCUAAGGAGACGGACAACUGGCUUCAGCAUCGUGGACUCCGACCAGUACCUGCGUCUGAGGUCAAGGACAGUGCCGACAUCAUCCGGGCGCGGUGGCUCUUCACGAGGAAGGCGGACGGCAGGGCCAAAACGCGACUCGCGCUCCUCGGCUACCAAACGAAGGACCUCGGGAAGGAGCCUACGGCUAGCCCAACUGCAUCUAGACGGGCUCGCAACGUGAUGCUCACGAUCGCGGCUGCGCACGACUGGAAGUUGAUCAAGGGUGACGUCACCUCGGCGCUCCUGCAGGCUAACGAGCUGGACAAGGACUUGUUCAUCGAACCCGACGCCGCGCUGAAGAAGGCCUUCAAGGUGAAGGAGGGUGAGCUACUACGCGUCGUCAAGCCCGGGUACGGCAUCGGGGGGGCCCCGCGUCACUGGUGGGAAACGGUGAAGGUCGAUUUCAAGAAGCUCGGACUGCAGCCCCGCGAGCUGGAGCCGUGCAUGUGGCAGGUGCGGUGCCCACAGACCAGACGCCUCAUCGGUAUGGUCAUGGCACACGUGGAUGACUUCAUUCUGGCAAGUGACACCGCUCACCCCAAGUGGACCAACAUCGUGUCUCAGAUCCGGAAGCUCUACAAGUGGGGCACCUGGGAGGACAUGAAUGACGGUAUCACCAGCCUGGAGCAGUGCGGGGUCACCAUCGAGGAGAACGAGAAGGGGUUCUUCCUGCACCAGCGCGCCCACGCCGACAAGAUCGCCGAAGUACGGCCAUCUGACGGAGGACGGCACCGACCGACGGACAACCUGCGCGACAAGGACCAGACCGUGCUGCGUGCGUUCUGCGGGGAGGUCUACUGGCUGGGCGUCAACACCAUGCCCUUCCUGCUCGCGUGGGUCGCAGAGCUCCAGUCGAAGAUUCCUGAGGGCACCCGCAGUCUGUUCACGGCCGCCAACAACAUCGUCAAGCUGAUCAAGCAGAACCAACGCAUGGGUCUUCAGAUCCACCGCCAUGACUUGGACGACCUGGCCGUCUUCACGCGGUGCGACGCAGCCGGGCUAGCCGGCCAGAUGGCCAUUCACAAG